AGGAGGCCCAGCAGACACUCCCACAGGCAGGUGAGGAGGCAGCAGAGGAUCAGGCUGCAGGGUCAGUUCACCUCUCAGCUCUCUCAGAGACAGUCAGGACGGCAGGACAGACGGGCGUUUAGGUCGGAGCGUGAUGACAGAACAGAGCAUGAACCAGCAGGAAGACGCCAGGAAGUGUAACAGAGGAACUGCAAAGCAUGGGGACAGAGAUUAUCAUUCUGAUGUAGAGAACGUGGAGGAGCGUCAGAGAUAUGAGAGGAUGCUCAGCGAGCCUCUGCAGGCCGUCGAUCAGGAGCAACAGGAGCUGUCAGGAUGGAGGAAACCGGCUUUAGUCAGAUCGAAGACCUUCGAUCACUCUCUGCUGACUCAGAUCCAAACAGACUCAUCAGACUCCAAGAUAGAGAGGAAGAAGUCUCACUACAGCCAGCUUUCCAAGAGCAACUGCCAGUACCAUAAAAUAUUUAAGGAGAUCAGCAAAGAGGAGCAGCUCAGACAGAGUUACACCUGUGCUCUGCAGAAAGACAUCCUCUACCAGGGACGGAUGUUUGUCUCCGACCACUGGAUCUGCUUCCACUCCAAGGUGUUUGGCAAAGACACAAAGAUCGCCAUCCCAGUGGUGUCCGUCACGCACGUCAAGAAGACCAAAACCGCCAUCCUGCUGCCAAACGCUCUGGUGAUCGCCACCGCCAACGACAGGUACGUCUUCGUGUCCUUCAUGUCCAGAGACAACACCUACAAGUUCCUGAUGUCCAUCUGUCUCCAUCUGGAGGAGAAGAGUCCAUGCAGCAGCCCUGUCCCGUCCUCAGCCGCAAACAGCUUCAGAGGUCAGAGGUCACCUCUGUCGCCUCGCUUCCCUCUGAGUUUUCCAGGUGACUUCUGUGAUCUGGACGUAGCAGUGAGACAGAGGAGGCAGGAGAUGGAGGAGAGCAGCAGCUCCGACUCCCAGACGCCCGACUACGACAAGAUAGCAGCGUUCCCUGGUCCUCAGUUCCUGGAGGUGUUGAAGCACACGGACGGUGCAGCUCCUCCUCCUCAACAUCCAGACCAGCAGCACAAAGCAAAGAGCCAGCAGAACCAGAACCAGAACCAGAACCAGAACCAGCAUCAGAACCAGCACCAGAAGCAGCACCCAAACCAGAACCAGAACCAGCAGAGCUCAGACAACAAGCAGCAUCCCUUACAAAAAAGCUCGGAGCUGGUGAUCGACAGCAGGACUCUGAAACCAGUUUCUCUCAACACUCUGCUGUUCGUCUACCUGUUACUAGUGUGCGUCCUGGUCUUGUCUUCCUGUUAUCUGGCCUUUAAGAUCGUCUCGUUGGAGCAGAGACUGACGACGCUUGGCUCCGUCACCGAGUUCACCCAUCAGGAUAGUGACUUCCUGCGGGGGAGUAACGUGAACACGGAGCUUUUCUCUGAACUACUGACCAUCAACCUGAUGAAGCUGGAGAAGGUGCAGAAGAACCUGCAGAGACUGCUGGACGAAGCUGCCUGAAUGUUCUGGAAACCAGUAAACAGUUCUGUAAAUAUACUGUGAAUAUGUACUUUUAAACUGACAAUACUGAGAUGUGUUGAUGACACGCACAAACCCUUCACAUGCUGUUAAAGAGUGCAGCGUUUCACCUGGAACCGCAACCAGCAGUGAUGUCACAGAGUACUGGAGUACACCGUGACAUCACUGCAGCAAGGUGAUGAUGAAGUUAAACCAGCAGAAACUAAUAACUACCAGCUGUAAUGCAUUUCAUGUCAUUGACUGAUUAGAAACCCUAGAAUUUAAAUAGUAUUACAAUAGUACUGCAUCUGAAUGUAGUAGAAACGGCAGUAUUUGAAAGGCUCCGACAUUUCAAGUGAUGUGUUUUGGAAGACAGUAACUACGGUGGCCCUGAGGGUCAAAACACACCAACAUUAAGGACAUCCUUGUUGUGUUUUGAUUCUCAGGUUCUCCAUAAGUAGCAGUACUUUAUAUACAUUCCUCUCAGUGGAGCGUGUAUUUACUUUUAAAGUAGUGCAAGUUUUUUUGACCUCGGCUGUUUUUUGGUCACAUUGAACUCACUUCUGUUUACAGUAUCGUACAUCUUAAAGGUCCCGUAUUGUAAAAAAAAAAGAAGUGAGAUUUUCAUGUCUUUUAUAUUAUAAAGCAGGUUUUUAAGUGAUAUAUAAAUACUGUGAAAGUAUCAAAA
Messenger RNA from Sebastes umbrosus (honeycomb rockfish), 2177 nucleotides. RefSeq names its product GRAM domain-containing protein 2B (gene gramd2b). Lineage: Eukaryota; Metazoa; Chordata; Actinopteri; Perciformes; Sebastidae. The coding region runs from base 134 to 1492 and encodes 452 amino acids. The record is from RefSeq and is a predicted model, not a curated record. The transcript has 14 exons.